AUGGCUUCGCGGGGAGUCUCUACUCUCAAGUUUGUCGGCACCGUGUCUCUGGGGUUGUUGACCGGCCUGUCCUACACUCUGUCAACCCUCACCGUCCCAACACUCCUCACCCUGCCCUCCGCCAGCACCGCCGCCAAGGCCUUCCGGUCGCUCACCACGACCGCGAGGACGCACCUGCGCACCCUCGCCGGCAUCUCGAGCACCGCAUUCUUCCUCGCCUUCGCCCUGUCCCCCCGAUCCGCCCGCCACCCCUACCUGCUGUACACCUCUGCCCUCGUUGUCAUCUCCCGCCUCAGCGUGUCCGACUUUGUCGCCCCGUACCUGUUCGCCCACCCCCACGCGCCCGUGUCCUCGUCGCAAAGGCAGUCAUCUGCCGCCCGCAAGGACCGGUCGGCCACCCGCCGCAUGGAGGCUAGCUACGAUGUGAUCGGAUCCGACGCACACAGCGAGGCUACGCUCGACUCGGCCAGUGACAGGAGCAUCGAGGACGACGGCGCAGCGGCGGCCGAUGUCAACGGUGAGGAGGUCCGCGGCGAGGUAGAGGCGUUCCUCAAGAAGCAGGUCGUCUCCGCUGCGACGGCGGGCCUGGGCUUCCUCAUGGCCGUCGUCGGCAUCUGGGGCGAUGGCGCAGUGGGUUACGUGAGCGAGACCGUUGUCAAUGUCAUCGAGAUCUGA
Molecule: messenger RNA, 675 nt
Organism: Diaporthe citri
Lineage: Eukaryota; Fungi; Ascomycota; Sordariomycetes; Diaporthales; Diaporthaceae
Exons: 2
Coding region: 1-675 (224 amino acids)
Biological process (GO): autophagy of mitochondrion
Cellular component (GO): mitochondrion
Source: RefSeq, a predicted model, not a curated record